Messenger RNA from Gadus macrocephalus (Pacific cod), 2882 nucleotides. It is a transcript of the gene plp1a, whose product is annotated as proteolipid protein 1a. The transcript has 7 exons. The record is from RefSeq and is a predicted model, not a curated record. Gene Ontology annotation, molecular function: structural constituent of myelin sheath. Gene Ontology annotation, biological process: central nervous system myelination; axon development. NCBI's taxonomy places the organism in Eukaryota, Metazoa, Chordata, Actinopteri, Gadiformes, Gadidae. Gene Ontology annotation, cellular component: plasma membrane; myelin sheath. The coding region runs from base 746 to 1483 and encodes 245 amino acids.
GCUAAGGGAAUUCACUUAAUUAGAUAGACUCUACCCUACAUCAUCCCACAACGUAUUUCCUUAUUAAAUUGCAGCACGUACAAAAGAGUAAGAACUGCUUCUAUUUGACACGUUAUUAGCCUCCACCGAUCGAUUCAAUGCAAGACUAUUUAGUCCAUACCUUUUUCAUACUACACACGUGGGUGAAAUUACGUGGUCAGUUCAUUUCAAUCUCAUCCAAACAGGCCCGUUUAUCUCCACCAUCGUUAGAAGACGUCAUAUAGGCUUACCCUAUUUGUAGCCCUACUUUCAAAGGCCAAGUCGUAUAUAAAUUGGCGAUAGCUCGCUUGAUCGAUUGGGUGCCUCGGGAAGACUUUUAAAUUAGACGUCCUCAGUAAACCAAACAUACAGAGCAGCCGAGAAAGCCAACCAAUUUAAAAAAAAAAGUAUUCUAGUUUGCGUCCAACCGCAUUGAAAUUCUACGACGUCCGAACAAUGAACUAAGUACAUUUCUGCAAGUGCAAGUAACCUUGACCUCCUCAUUAUUCCCCGCCUUGAGUUCCUCGGCCUGCGGUUGAAUGAAAAGCGACAUUGUUUCUUUAAGAUUGGACGUGAAGUCAUCGGCGGGUCUGUCCAUUGUUGGGGGAACAGAGAGCGAGUUGAAAUUGAUAAACGGUAGGGAAACUACAAGUUGGCUACAUUAUCAGCCGAGCAGCUGCAGCGAGAGCGCCACUAGCCAACAAGUGUUGAUUACAUCCUUCCAGACAUGGGUUGCUACGACUGCUGCCUGCGCUGUCUCAGCGGGGUGCCGUACUGCUCGCUGGUGGCCACGCUGCUCUGCUUCUCCGGCAUCGCCCUGUUCUGCGGCUGCGGGCACCAGGCGCUGACCGAGACCGAGAGACUCAUCGAGACCUACUUCGCCCGCAACCUCCAGGACUACAUUACCCUGGCCUACAUCAUUCAGUACUUCCAGUAUGUUAUCUACGGCCUGGCAUCCUUCUUCGUGUUCUACUGCAUCGUGCUGCUGGCCGAGGGCUUCUACACCACCAGUGCCACCAGGCAAAGCUUCGGCGAGUUCAGGAGCACCAUGUGCGGUCGCUGCCUGAGCUCUUCGUUUAUCGUGGUGACGUACGGACUAGCCGUUGUGUGGCUGCUGGUCUUUGCCUUCUCCGCCCUGCCUGUGUACUUCUUCUACAACAUGGACGCCACCUGCCACACCAUUGAAGUCCUGACCGAGACCCCUGCCAGUAUCAACCAGUUGUGUGUGGACGCCAGACAAUACGGCCUCCUACCGUGGAAUGCAGUGCCGGGGAAAGUGUGUGGCACGACACUGUCCAAUAUUUGCAAGACCAGAGAGUACCUCAUGACAUACGAGUUGUACGUCGCUGCCUUUGCUGGCGCUGGCAUCACUUUGUUGGCACUGCUGACCUAUAUCGUGUCCACCACUUACAACUUUGCGGUGCUGCGAUAUCUGGGGAGGAAGGGUAUAGGGCCACGGUGUUAGGAGCAGCCUGGCUGCCUGCUCUCUGCACUGCACAUCAAACACUGGGACCUGAGUAGACUCUACCUACUUAUUCCUUAGCACCUGUGGUGUCAUUUCUUUGGGUUAUGGAUUUUUCUGGAUUUUUUACUUUUGCUCCCCCCCCCCCCCCCUCAUUUUAUAUUGCUUGCCACAUUACCGUUUUUCAUUGAUUCAUUUUUUGGGGGAACUCAAUACUAGAGCCUGUUUUCUCUAUGCUCUUCCCCUUUCUGCCUUCCAUACAAAUGUUUGUAAAUCUUGUUUUCUCCUAUGUACAUUUCAAGGUCCACGUGGAUGCUGUAUUGUAUUCAAAUAACACAAGCUUUGAUAAGGAAAUAACAUUAGGCCCAAAAAAAUGUCACACAUAUUGUGUCACACAGAUGGUUGGAUUUUUGUCCCCAUGGCAACCGUCCUUCACAUCUGGUUGCCAUGGUGACAGACAACCGUGCAUUUUUGUAGUCCCAAAUUGACCUCGGGACUUUUUCUCACGGGCAAGCAAAAAGGGCCGUUACAAUGGAGUCAGGCGCGCAUUAAACAGCAGGCCUUUCAGCCCCUCGCCCCCACACCCCACACACACACACACACACACCCCACACCCUCAUACACCUAGGGCUUAGGUUCUCUGCCAAGGGUCAUAUUCCAUGACAAGGGAGAGCGAGAGUGCUCAGGACAAAGACAAGGACAAAAGACCUCUGACAAGAAAAUAUCUACACAAGCCCACAAACUGACCACCCCACGACUCCCCCGCUCACCCACAGAUGUAUGGCACCCCAAUAAUUGAAUCAAUUCAAAGGGUCCUCUGCCAACAGAGGGAGAGAGAAGUUAGAGGGGAGACAAAGUUUAUAUAAUUCUAAAGUUUCUUUCAGGGUAAAAAAUAAGUAAUUGUAAAGCUGUUCUGGGAUUGCAAAGGUACUUUUGCAUUAUUAUCUAGCAUGCCCAUAUUAUUAGACAUACAUUAAUGCUACCCACUCCUCCCUUGCCAUUACUGCAUGGAGGAACUUUUUGUAGGGUUGUACUCAAUUUACAUGCCUAAUGCUUAUUUCUCAUGAUGCAGAAGAAAAGGUUGAAAUGUUAACGCGCUAGAUUCAAAUUUUGGUUUAGCUUUUAAGAUUUAAAUGAUUGAAGGGUUUAUUUUGUAUCGGGUAAAGACAUACAUCAUCAACAUUUUCUCUCUUAAUUCUUUAGGAAUUUCCUUAGUUAUUGUAUAACAGGCGUAUCUGUAGAUAAAACUAAUUAAGUAAUUUAAACUUUGAAUACUAACUAUUGUAACCAACUUGGUUCGUCAUUAAUUUUUAAAGUUGUACCUGGUAGAAAGGUUUAAACCGGCUGUAUGCAAGGUUUUGUUUUGGGUGUUUUAUAAUAAAAUCAAUUUAUGUGCAUUCUU